AUGUACGGGAUUUCCAUUCUUUUCUUCAUUUACAUGUAUGUUGUGUUGUUGCUAAAUCCACGCUGGUAUUGGACAAUCAACUUCUUGGAGAAAUAUCUUAAACGCGCGGAAACCAGCCAGUCCUCUAUUUUUACUACUGUAGCAACUGUGCGAAAAGCCACUCACUGCGGGUCUUCUACUGGAAGUCUUUUUCUCCGAUUAGGAUGUGUUGCAUUCGGCGUCACUGGAGUGGUAUAUUAUGCCUUCCUUGUCUUUCUCUGCACAGCAGACCGCGGUUGCACUCCUUUUGCAACUACACUUGAUAUCUGUGCAGUCGUGUUCAUAUUCACUCAAAUGCAUUUCAUCUUCUGCAACUCUAAGGUAUACCUGUGCCAAAAUCUGUCUAUUACUGGUCACCACACCGCCGCUCGUUUUGGCACUAUGCAUUUGAUAGCAGCAAAUCUAUGGACAUGGAUAAGAUAUGUCCUCAUGGAGGAAGGUGUCAUGGAGAGAGAAGUAAGGUCAGGAAUUUUAGCACCUCAGAGAGGCGUUCCAGCGAAAUCACUGCAGGGCAAAAUAGAAAGAUUUCUCGUUGGCUAUUAUAGGGAGGUGUUUCACGCGAUUAAUAAUCGCACCGAACCUGCAAUGGAUGAGGAAAUGGUGGAUGCAUUUGGACAUCGGGAGGUCAAUUUCGUUAAAGGAUGCCGUGCUGCUGAAUGCAUCCUCGGUAGGCGGUUCUAUACUGUACUAAUGUUUGGCGAGCCUACAUAUGUUUACGCAGGUAGUCUCUCUGAAGUGAUGUUCACAGCGAUAGUGGAAUACUCAUUAAUAGCCGCUGCAGUGAUGUACAUUGUUUGGCGAAACAUUGGAAAAGCAAGACAU
Molecule: messenger RNA, 861 nt
Organism: Strongylus vulgaris
Lineage: Eukaryota; Metazoa; Nematoda; Chromadorea; Rhabditida; Strongylidae
Source: the annotation of a GenBank genome assembly